Messenger RNA from Nothobranchius furzeri (turquoise killifish), 11750 nucleotides. Lineage: Eukaryota; Metazoa; Chordata; Actinopteri; Cyprinodontiformes; Nothobranchiidae. The record is from RefSeq and is a predicted model, not a curated record.
UCACGUGAUUCUCUGUAAAUCGUGGGUGCCUUGGGGUGGGUGACUCUGUCUACUUGCUUGUCUACUUGCUUUGGCAACAUCCUUUUAACAAGUUAUGAAUAAUUAGAUUCUUGUUUAUUACAUGAAGAAAAAUAACAGUAAAACAAUGCGAUUCAGAAUCAGAAGGUUUUAUUGUUAUAUGUGCGAGAAUCACAACAUUAGAAAAUUGCUGUGGUUCUCGGUGCAAAAUUAGAAUUAAGAUAUAAACAUAAAUGAUAAUAAUAUAGGGACUCAAUAAUUACAGAAGUAGCUACUUUAUACAAGUCAGUGUAGGAACAGGUCAGAACGGGUCAGUUCAGGUGCAAAUACAACACAGGGUCAUGUGACUGGAACAAUGCAGCUGGAGUGGGCAGGUCUACGAUUGUCAUUCAUGAGUCCGACCGCAGAACUGUUUUUGUGACGACAGGUUCUGGUCCGAAUAGAUCUGAACCUCCUGCCAGGUAGGAGCGAGUCGAAGAGACUGUGUCCAAGGUGACACGGGUCUGCUGUGAUCUGACCUGCAUGCCUCAAUGUCCUGGAGGUGUACAGGUCCUGUAUGAAGGGGAGCUAGCAGCCAAUGACCUCAGCAGAGCGUACAACACACUGCAGUUUUCUUAUGUCCCAGGUGGUGGCUCCGGCGUAUCACACGGUGAUGGAGAAGGUGAGGAUGGACUUGAUGACUGUGGUGCAGAAUUGCCUCAUCGACCGAUAGGUUGAAUUUCUUCAAUUGCCUCAGGAAGUUCAUCCUCUUCUGGGCCUUUUUUUAUGAUGGAGGUGAUGGUGGGCUUCCACUUGAGGUCUUGGGUGAUAGUGGUACCCAGGAAGUGACACGAGUCCACCAUCGUGAUGGGAGUGUCAGACAGGGUUAUGGGGGGAGUGGGGCUGUGUGCUUCCUGAAGUCCACAACAACCUCUGCUGUCUUCUGGGUGUUUAGUACCAGGUUGUUGUGGCUGCACCAGGACACCAGCCGUUCCACCUCCCUUCUGUAGGCAGACUCAUCCCCGUCAGAGAUGAGUCAGAUGACGUUGGUGUCAUCUGCAAACUUGAUUUGCUUGGCAGACUCGUGGUUGGAGGUGCAGCCAUUGGUGUACAGCGAGAAGAGGGGAGAGAACACAGCCCUGAGGGGAACGGGUGCUGAUUAACCGCAGGCCAGAGACAUUUUUCCCCAGCCUUACUUGCUACUUCCUGUCCGUCAGGAAGUCAGUGAUCCGCCUGCAGAUGGGGUCAGGCUGAAGUCCACGAACAGGAUCCUGGCGUAGGUAUCCGGGGAAUCCAGAUGCUGCAGGAUGAAGUGUAGAGCCAUGUUGAUGACAUCAUCUACAGACCUGUUGGCUCUGUAGGCAAACUAGAGGGGGUCCAGGAGGGGGGCUGUGAGGUUCUUGAGGUGGGGGAGAACCAGGUGCUCAAAUGACUUCAUGACCACAGAUGUCAGAGCCACAGGUCUGUAGUCAUCGAGUCCAGUGAUCCAUGGCUUCUUGGGGACAGGGACUAUGGUGGAGAUCUUUAAGCAGGCAGAUAUUCCGUACUCCAGUCAAACAACAUUUAGGAACAGAGAAAUCUCUUCUAGUAAAUACAUGUGCAUAAAUGAUCCAUGCAGCAGGUAGGCUAAUGUAAGUUCAGACCUACUCAGGAAACAAUCACAGCCUCCACGUUAGUACUGCAGAAAAAAGGAAACGGAAUGUCCUUCAUUUUUAUGCUAUUUUACAUUUUAAACACGUUCAUUCUGAAUACUACCGCCUAAUUUGAGACACAUUUUGCAGGAAUCGUGACGCUUUUAGUUUGUUUUAAGUGACUAAACCUUUUGAGUGUAUUUUCACCUUUAUUUUAAAGACGGAAGUGAGGCGCGUGGUAAAUCCUUAACUUGACAGUUUCAAAAACGAUUUCUCGUGAAUCACAAGGUUUAGAAGGGAGUGCCCAAGGAAUAAAAACCCGCUCCGCCUUUCCUCGCUCCUGUUCAUCUCACAGGUUUUUCAGGUUCCUGCUCGGAUUGUUCUUUUUGCAUUUUAACAAAAUCAGCCACGAGCAGAUGGCGCAGUGGCAGGACCUGCUGAAGCUGGACUCUGCGCUCCAGAGCCGGGUCCAGCAGCUGUAUGAGGGAAGGUUCCCCAGAGAGAUCCGACACUUUGCUUGCAGCUGGAUUGAGAGCCAGGACUGGCUUUCAGCAGCUGAGAGUGAAACUGCAGCAAGAACCUGUUUCCAGGCUUUGCUGGAUUAUUUGGAGGAACUCUGGAACCGUUCUGUCCAGGAGAACAACAUCCUGGAGGGACCAGAUUUUAGAAGGAUGAUGGACUACUUGAUGGAACACUUUCAGGGUCAGCCGGUGAACUUGGCUUUAAUUAUGUCAGACUGCUUAAAUGAGGAGAAGAAAAUCCUCUCUUCAGUCACUACAGCUCAGAAUAAUUUGGGCAUGCCGCUAAAAUGGAGAGAGGUGAACAACAAAGUCACUGGACUGAAGUGGCAGAUUUCGGAACUGAAGAAGGAGAUCAAAACGCUGGAUGGUCUGAAUGAAAAGCUCGACUUCUUCCAGCAAACAUGGCAAAGCAAAGUGGAGCAGAACAUCCAAGUGGCUGAAUCCAAAGUCCAAAUGGUGGAAGGGGAAUGUCUCAAGCGGGCUAACAUAAUCACACGUACAAGGCAGAUUGUGGUGCAGCGUUUGGUGAAUCUUUUAAACCAGACAGCCCAAACAGUGGCGACUCUCACUGACGUGGAGCUGCCUGAGUGGAAGUACCGACAACAGCUGUCUUGUAUUGGAGGUCCAAUGGACACCAGUCUGGGGCUCCUCCAGAAGUGGUUUACAGCCAUUGCUGAGGUUCUAUUUGGAGUCCGCGAGCAGCUGCAGAACCUGCAAGACCAGAACAACAAAUACAGCAGCUCGGAACCCUCCAAACUCUCUGCUUCUGUUGCAGAACUGAACAAAUUCGUUCUGUCCUUGAUCACAAAACUACUUACAAAUUCUCUAGUGGUCGAGAAACAACCCAUCAUGCUGAAUUUACCACAUCGGCCUCUCAUCCUGAAAACUAUGGUGCGCUUCAAGGUGACAGUCAGGUUCCUGGCAAACCUUCCUGUUUUUAAUGGUCUGCUCAAAGUCAAACCUGUAUUUGACAAGGAUGUUGAAGAAGCCAAAACCGUCAGUGGGUUUCGUCUCUUUGACUUCACCAGUGAUAACAGCAAGGUGUUAGAUGUGGACACACCAGAUGGAGGGCUGAUGGCACAGUUCGAACACAUGUCAAUUAAGGAAAAGAAAGCAAGAAAAAAAGGUUUGAGCGAGAGUCAUCUUGGAGUUACCGAAGAACUUCAUGUCAUUCGAUUCGUGACGACGCUGACACACGCUGGACAGACGUUUAACAUCGAGGCGAGCUCUCUGCCUGUGGUUGUCAUCUCCAGUUCCAACCAGGUUCCCAGUGCCUGGGCCUCCAUCAUGUGGUGGAACAUGCUGUGCACCAGUGCUUCAAUGGACCUGUCACUGUUUGCUGCUCCUCCUCCGGUGGCCUGGCAGCAGCUGUCUCAGAUCCUCAGCUGGCAGUUCCUGUCCGUUGGUCAGCGGAACCUCGAUGAGCACCAGCUCUCAGAGCUCAGAGACAAAUUUGUUGAUGAUCCCGAAGGUCUUGUAACCUGGAGCAAGUUCACUAAGGAUGAAAGUACCUGGAUUUGGGUCGACGGGAUCCUGGAUCUGAUAAAUAAGUACCUGUCUGAUCUCUGGCAGGACGGAUCCAUCAUGGGCUUCGUGGGCCGGGAGAGAACGAAAUUCUUGUUGCAGACUAAAGCGACCGGGACCUUUCUGAUCCGCUUUAGUGAGAGCAUCAGAGACGGAGCCGUCACCUUCAGCUGGGUCGAUCACUCCAGUGGAGAGGCCCAUGUGCAUGCGGUUCAGCCCUACACCAAGAAAGAGUUGUCGGUUUUGUCUCUACCUGACGCUAUCAAUCACUACACUCUGACUGCCCAAGGUUAUAGCUCCUAUAACCCUCUGAUGUAUCUUUACCCCGACAUCCCCAAAGACACGGCUUUCGGACGCUACUACAAAGUCCCAGGCCCUUCUGCAACUAACCAGAACUGUAGAGAAUACCUGCACAGAAGGCUGACUGUGGUAUCGAACCACCCCACUCCACCUCCAUCUCCUCCCAUGGAGGCCCCCAGGAUGGAUGUCGACACCAACGUAGAUCAGAGUAAUGACCCCAAUCAAAGAAUGGACGAAUUUUUUCAAGACUUACUCGACUUACCUGAAUCAGACAUCUUCUGGCCAUCUUUUCAACUCAGCCCACCAUCACUGCAGGACAUUUUGGAAAGUUCUGCUCCCACCUGCCAGAAUGGGAUGGAUCACUGAUUCAGACAGGGAUCAGAAAGAGCAGUGCCAGGAGAAAAGUGCCCUCAUUUAUAUUGCAAUGGUCAGUUUUUAGGUACAGUUUGACCGUUCAACAUCUGGUCAAAAUGGAGACAGGAGACUGCAUGUGUUCCCUUUAAAUCGGCCUGCCUUUAACCCAUCAGCUGGAGCUCAGAGCCUCUCUGCAGCUCUGAACACAUGAUAACGUAUUGUCAACAAUCAUGUUCUCUCCUCAAGGUCCAAGCUUCCCUUAUCAUCCUACAGGAUUCUUCAUGCCUCUGAAUAAGGAACAUUCGCAGCUUGGAUUAGUUGCUAAAUCAAAGAAUGAUUUCUUAAAUUAAAUAUGAACUUCUAAAACUUAAAAGUUAAAUAAUCAUUAAAUAAACAUUUGUUUAUUGCUACUUAUAAUAAUCAUAAUAUAAUGAAAUGCUUUCAUUAGUCUGUGCUUGAGUGAUUGAAGUUUGAAAUGAAUGUUAUGAUUACAUUGAUUGAUAUAUGUGUCAGCAUGUUUAUAUGACAAGGUCAUCACCAUCUGCACUCACACAAGGACAAAGUAAAAUUAAGUCAAACACGUGACACACAGAUAGUCCUUUACCCCAGAUCAGAGCAUCCAGUAUCAAAGAAGGCGUGUUUCUGAGGUUGCCUCGGUAAUAUUCCUCAACUUGUCAACCUCUGGUUGGCUACACAAAUCAUAACAUAAGAACAUUAAAACUGGAUCACUCUGGUGAUUCAGCAGUUCUUGAGAAAGCUUCAGACCAGCCAUCUGAAGCAAGACCUCUCUAACCCAUCAAAGCUUUUGACACGUCGUCAAAACUUUUUUGGACCUGCGAAGCUGAUACAGCAAACGGUUCCUGCAGAACAAGCUGAUAUUGUUCCGACUCCUUAAAGAGUCCCAGACGCGCGGUUCCAUACAUCUGUCGUGACCCGAGACUCUGGACUGGAGAAGUCGGCGCUGUGGUCAAUCUACUGGACCUGGGUGUCAGAGGUCUUCCAACCUCUCUGACCGUCGGAUCCACGAGAGGGUCUCCCAGAACGGGUGAAGUAGACACACAGAUAGCGUCUUAUGCCUUUUGAUAAUAAUCGACUUCGUAGCUUAACGCAAACCAAAUUAUUCUACACCCAGAACUCAGCUUUCCUAGAUACGGAAGUUCUGAUAACAUCACAUUCACACAUAGGCACCAUACACUACACCUGCUCCAUCUGGAUCCAUCCACUCACAGUAAAUGUUUGUUAACUUGUCACGUUUUAAUUGUUUUAAAAAAAAUUUCUUACUUUUAUAAACCUGACUCUUUCCUGAAUCAAAACAAAGUGUUUACAAUCCCUGAAUAAAACAAAGAAUCUUAGAAUCUUCUGAUUAAACACCGUAAAGACCAAACAGGUUGAUGUUCUAUAUUUAGAUAGAGUAUCACAGCUUAUUGGUCAUAAGUAGAGGUAAUAUAUAUUGAGCUCUUAAAGCACUACAUUUCUCAAACCCUACAAUAUAAAUCAUAGUAUAAAUAGAUGGACAGAGCAAAACAUUAAAAGGUUCGUUUUUGGAUGAUAGAAAUGCAGGAUUAUACUUUUUAAUGAACAUUUAUUGUAAACUGUACAAAAUACUUUAUAGAACUGAACAGUGUACAUACAUCACAUACAGUGUACAUCAGUGUUCUGACUGAUAUAUAUGUGACAUUAUCACUGACAAGAAAAAAGGAAGUCAGAAAUUAUUCAUAAAAUCAUUUUCUGUUGUUUAUAAUCUUUGAGAUAAAUUGGUGCUGAUGGGUCAGAGCUUUAUAAGCCUCAGAGAUCUGCAUCCACCUGGCAGACUAUAGCAUUUUGGAGUCCUCUGACUCAUAAAGACGCUAAACAAGUGCCGGUCAUUUAUCAUUAAUUAAAGCAAUCCAGAGUUUUUCCUCUUUCAGGAAUUUCUUAUAUUUUAGAAAUCUCUGAGAGUGAUAGCCUACCCUGUACUUUGACAUUAUGUAGGCAAUUUGUCAGUUUAGUUUUUGCUAAAUCAUAUUUAUAUAUACGUGAAUACGCCACAUAACAUCAAUAUUUAUUUAUACGUGAAUAUGCCACAUAACAUCAAUAUUUAUAUAUACGUGAAUACGCCACAUAACAUCAAUAUUUAUAUAUACGUGAAUACGCCACAUAACAUCAAUAUUUAUAUAGUGCCUCUCAAGAUAAAAUCACAAGGUGCUUCACAAAAACAACAUUUUUAAAUAUUUUUUUAAAAGAUCUUAAAUGAGAGAAACAUUUUUAAUUAAGUAGAAAAAUGAUAAUUGAUGAACUGAGACUGAUCUCAGACUUGUUAAUUAUACAAAAUCAGGUCUGGAUUCAUUCUCAGUUAUUGUUAAACCAAUUCAUGCUGGCUGCUUUCUUUGUUUAACAAGUGUGUGUGUGCUGGUGCAAUUUAAAGUCUUCCUUGUGUCUACUUUAACAUAUAUUGGUCAGAAUUAGAAGCCCUGGGUAAUUUGGUGAUUGCUAAUCAUCUCUUUACAUAGGGAUGGGUGUUUACUGGCAAUUAAUGUCACGCCCACUACACUGAUUGCAGGCCAAACCUGAGAUUUUAAAAACAUCUAAUUGAGAGUGGAGCUAGUCCGGCAAAUUGGCUUGCAACAAUAAUAAAAGGAGGUCCCACCAAAGCCUGAACAGGUGAGUUUAAAGGAGACCACUGAGUCCACUGAUCUCAGGCUCAGGGGGAGAGAGGUCCAGAGUCUGGGGACCACAGCAGCAGAUGAUCUGUCACCUUUGAUCGUUAGCCUGGUGCUGCACAACCAGUAGGCUUUGGUCACUGGACCUCAGGGACCUGCUGGGGGUGUAAGUGAAAAGAGAGUUGCAGUAGUCUAAGCGUGAGGAGAUGAACUUCAGAGCGGGACAGAAUGGGACUCAGCAACGUUCCUGAGAUGGAAGAAGGAAGAGCGAACAAGAGAAUUGACAUGAGAAUCCAGGGUGAGAGCUGGGUCAAAGGUCAUGCCAAGAUUCCUGACAGAAGGUUUGGUGUGGGAAGCAAGCUGACCAAGAGAGUCUCUGACUUUGGGAAUCAGCUUGUCUGGGGCUCAGAUGAGGAUCUCAGUCUUAUCUUCAUUCAGCUGAAGAAAGCUCCCAGCUACAGAGAAGGAAUGCUCAGAUAGAGAAAAGGAAAACCACUCCAGUGCAGUUCCUGAUAGGUCUAACCAGUUUUCUGCCAUCCAGUUAAGUAAGUGAGAACAAUCGUAAAACAAAAGCCCUUUUUAAAUGACACACCAUGCUGGCAAAUCAGCGUAAUACUGCCGCAACGGUGUGUCUUAUGAACGCGCCGUGGCAGCAUGCCACAGUGGGAAUUCUGCACCUUUCAUGCAGCCACGCUUGAUAGUAAUUUUGCCGCAACGCCUGACAUGUUAAUGCAUAUUACGCCUUUACGCAACAGAGGGAGUUGUCAUGAUCAUGUGGGGAGUUACUGCCGAGCUCUGGCCGGCAACUCUAUUGAAAAUUAAAGUAAACGCGGCCGUUAGUUUCACUUUUGUUAACAGAACCAGCUGAGAUGAUAAACUAGAUUGAUGCAGCACUUCAGGAGCUUCUCUCCGUUAGAGCUGGAGGUCAGAUCACCAGAGGCUGCACGGGGACUGUAGAGGAAAGACGCCUUUGGCAGCGGCUUGUUAAAAAAACUUGAGUGCGGCGGCUUCAAUCGCAAUAAAAAGCAAGUUAUGUCCAAGAAAAACGGAAGUCCGCUGCAGCACAGAGACCACCCCAUACCCCUUUAUAACGCCAUUGCUGAGAAUGAAAUGCUGAUGUUAACUGUAGUUUUCUGGUGCCGUUGCUCUUGAUGUACUGCUGCUUGACUUUCUUUCCUUUUCUUUGUAACGACCACAUGAGCAUAUGUGUGAUCUGCCAUAACAUAUAGUGAAUAGCUACCUAGCUGCCAGUGUUCAAUGGGAAUGUGCAUUGGUGAAAUUAUAGCGAUACGAUACAUAUCACGAUACAGGGGAGACGAUUCAAUUUAUUACGAUAUAUUGCGAUACAUUCAGUCAGACAAUAUUAGCGAUUUUUUUCACUGAAUCAUUUGUACAAAAAUUCAAUAAACAGUUCAAACUGAUGCGUAGCAUGUUUAGAUGAGGUAUCUGAACCAUAAUAGAGGGAUUUACAUUUCAAUGGUGGAAACAAAACCCAUUGCACACUGCUGCCAACUAGCAGUCAGCGUUUUAAUUGCACCAAAAGAAAAGAAAAGAAAAUACACAAAACCCACAAAACAGUUUUUGAAUAUUGAUAUAAUAUUGCAGGAAAAAAAUCACGAUAUAUUGUGAUAUGAUAUUGUUGAUACACAGCUUUUGAAUAUCGAUAUUGGAAAAAGUUACCUGCUCAUAUAAGAUCUAUUUCCUCUUUUCGCUUUUAUAAAAACUCUCCCUAUGAGUAUGUGAAACCGAUUUGUAAUUGUUUUGAAGUCUGACUUUUGUUGUACCAAAGCAGGAUUUAUUUAUUUUUGUCCAGUUUUCUUUAGUUAUCCAUUUAUUAAUCUUCUCAGUUGUUUUUUGUUAAUUAUUUUUGGACUGAGUUUGUUUUGUUCUAUAGUGUACUGCCUCUGUCUUCUUGUAUUUUACUUCUCUUCGGUAGGAGAACCCACUCGUAAACGACAUGUUUCAUCUCAAGUGGUUUUAUCCUCCUAAAAUAUAAUAAAUAAAUACUUAUAAUAUCGCUGGGAAAAAUAUCAUGAUACAUUACCACAUAGAUAUUUUUUUACAUUUGUGUUUGGUGGGCGGGGGAUCGUGACACCACACACAACGGUAGCCAGGAUUUUACAGUAAUUGCUUUUUACAAAUCAGUAAAGGCGUUUGGUCCUCACAGACUCACGUAGAAGGAAAUAUGGCCUCGCUCAGAGACUUACAUGGAUAUUUCCAGAGAUUAAUGGCAAAAAUGACACUUUUGUGUUUUAUUGGCUUUUAAAGCUGUACAUGGCCUUACCCCGCAGUAUCUGUGUAAGCUUUUAGUUGCUCACUCCCCGUCUCGGUCACUGAGGUCAGCUGACCAGCUUCUCCUGGAGGUGCCGAGAACGAAGCGGAAGCUCAGGGGUGAUGGAGCGUUCUCAGUAGCAGCCCCAAGGGUGUGGAACGCACUGCCAAUUCAGAUUAGGCUGGAUUCAUCACUGUCGGGUUUAAAUCACUUCUGAAGACUCAUCUGUUCUCAGUGGCCUUUAAUUCAGUGUGAGAAUGCAUCUGAUUUUAGUGGCUUUUAAGUCAGUUAGAAUUAUUUGCUUUGAUCUGUUUUUAUCAAGCCCCCACAAUGCGGCUCUAAAAUUGGUCCCAACCUAGAAGUACCAAAAAUUGCAGUUCCACUCUCAUCCACUAGGGGCUGGUGUCAGAAGCGAGCAAAUCCUCAUUGACUCCCAUGUUAAAAAUACCAAUUUCACAGCAGAAAUAAACAUGUUUACAGCCUGGUACCAAAACAUGUUUUUGGUUUAAAUGAUCUAGUUUACACUCAUGACAACUCUGAGGGGGUGCAUUUUUUUCUCACUCUUCUGUUUAAGUGUAUUAAAAGCCUAAAAUUCUGUAUAAUUAAUGAGCAUCAGACCCACGUGACCACAGAGCUAGCUCCGUGGAAAAGCCUCAGUAGAGCCUCGGCCUGGCCUGGAAACUGUUCCGGGAUUUUGAGUCUCUGUGUUUGUGUAUUCUUUUUUGGAUAUCAUUUGUGCAAUUGUUGGACAAAAUGACUUGUUGUGACACUAAUUGCACUAAUAGAGCAUCCAAUUUGUCCUUUUUUUCGGUAAGUAAAAUUAUAUUUAUGUAUUUUAGGUCACUGCCGAGCUGAGCUUAGAUUUUAACAUGUACUGUUUAACCAUGAAAUUUAAAUGUAAUAGGGUAAAACCCAGUGCAUUUAACAUAAUGCUGCACUUUAGGAAAUGGGUUGAAAUAUAACAUGUUGGUGGAGCUGGGUUCCCAAUAUCGGCUUUUGGAGCUCUGGGGAGACCGAUGUUUUCCACCCGGAAUGCCGGCUGUUUCUCCCGCUGUCUGAUCGCGGCUUCUGUGUGCUGCGGCGGGCUGACGGCUUGUGGAGCUCUGGGAUGGAAACCUUUCCACCCGGUUCUCCCCAGCGGCAACUCUGAGCAGCGGCGCUUGUCUGCUGUGCGGCUGCCGGCUUGUGGAGGUCUCGGAGACCUCUGUGUUCCACCCGGUUUUACCCAGCGGUCAGCCCGGCGUAUCUCUGACUCAGAGGCUCUGGUGUUGUGCACAGUUAACUCCGGUUGUAGCUAGGUUGCUACCUCCGUUAGCUUAGCUCCCACCUCCGCAUUAGCUUUGGGUUAGCUUCAGGUUAGCUUGUAGCUAGUUCGACCGGGUGUCGUCAGUUGAUCCCAGCCUUACAGCCCCACCCUCAGCUCCUCCUCUCUUCCCUUUUAUGGAAUUGUCUGGGCUUGACGGAACCUGUGACACGGUCAAAAUGGCGGUGGUGGCCACCUCCCAUUUUAGCACAAAAACUUGUUAUUGGAGGCUAUGGAAACCCAUUGUCCAUAUAUUAAUGUUGAUGGUUUUUAUGUUAUGUUUUAUUUUCUUUGAUAAUGAACCUUUAAAUUGUUUUCAGCAUUUGUAGGAAAUGACUGUUUUUGUUUUGGCAUGUUAAGCACUUUGGUCAGUUUGUUGUAAAGUGCUAUAAAUAAAGUUGACUUGACUUUUUCACUUUGAGGUGCAAUACACUUUCCGACCUCCAGAUGGUGCCAUCUGAGAAAUAAAUUUCUUCUUCAAGCUAUCAGCUGAAAGGUAUGCAAAGCAGCAGUAGCAAUGUUCCUCAUUUUUGCACAACCUCUCAAUAAAAUUAUUAAAAUGCUGUUUUACGGUCCAAAUAAAAAGAACAUGUAUUUAUUAAACUCCCCUCCACCUGCUGAACAAGUGUUUAGUUUGUAUGAGUUGAACUCUAUUGAGCAAACAGAGCUCACGGCUAACUCUGCUGGUGCUAACUUGAUAAAGUUGUUGAUGUUGAAGCCACGGAGCUCCCUUAAGGCCAAAAGUUCACUUCACCUUUUGCCUUUUUUCAUCAGAAUUCAGGCUGAGAUGGUGUUCCUGUCAGAUAGACUCAUGUUGGGAUUUCUGAGUAUUUCCGGUCUGCUGAGUGGGCGGAGCUUCCAUGUGAUUACAAAGAGAGGCUGCUGUCCUUUUAUGGAACAAACAGCUGGAGCUUCUAGUGAGAUUUUUUUCUCCUGAUUCAAAUUUACAUUUUUAUAUUAACAUAUUUCUUUACUGAAAAACAGAAAAACACUCAAAAGACGUGUUCAUACAUAGAAGCAGAAUAAAAUACUUAAUUACAGCAAUACGAGUUGUUGUAAUUCAUUACUGAACACAGCCCCCUUUAAGGGUUUCCGGAUUUGGAAAAUCAAAGUAAAGGAAUAAAAAAAAACUAUAUUAAACAACAUAAAACAACCAAAAACCACAAAAGAGAAUAAAACAAAAGUAUGUAUUUAAACACAUAUUUACAA